CUAUGAAAAUUAUGAUAAUUUAUUAAUUUAAAUACAUAUGCUUUAAUAAUUAAAAUUUGUUUUGAAAUAAAAAAAUUUGAAAUAAAAAAAAGGGCUCGAUUCAACAUAAACUCUAAAAACGAAAAAUGGGCUUCAAAAGAAAACAUUUUGUGGCCCAAUCUAAAACCCCUCCCAAUUGCCUGGAAAGCCCAUAAGUGCAUGCACAUGGACCAGGGACCAGCAAGCAACCGCAGUUGAACAGAGAAUCCAAAAGCCUCACCCACCAUAGCAGGUAGGUAGGCAGCCACACUCAGUCAGAAGCAUUCUGUUUCUGUGGAGGAAAACAGAAGAGGAAGAGUUAAAAAAGAAAAUGGGGGCAAUUACGGCGGCAGUGAUAGCGAUAGCGGGGGUGGUGGUGGGGUGGAUCACCAUCGAGAUCGCGUGCAAGCCUUGCCUUGAGAAAGGUCGUGAAGCCAUCGAUCACUCCCUCAAUCCCGAUUAUGAUCCCGAUGAUGCUCCCACCACUAUUCGCGCUCCUCUCUACCCUAAUCCUAAUCCUUCCCCGGAUCUCCACGAACCCACCCAUAAUCAUCCUAACCCUCCUCUUGUUUCUUCUUCUACUUCUCAUGAUGUCAUCAAGGCCGUCUGAUCCUUCAUCAUCAUCAUCAUGUUAUUGAUACUCCACAUAUCCCUGUAUUUCUUUUCUUUUUUCUUUCUUUUUUUUUUUUUUUUUUUUCUCCGGCCAUAAAUUUCUUUGGUUUUUACCCAAAAUCCAAAUGCCAUGUAAUGGUUGUUACAACAUUUUGUGGUGUUUAUUUUUUUCUUUGUUUAUUUUAUUUUAUUUUAUUUUUUU
Molecule: messenger RNA, 832 nt
Organism: Ziziphus jujuba (common jujube)
Lineage: Eukaryota; Viridiplantae; Streptophyta; Magnoliopsida; Rosales; Rhamnaceae
Product: outer envelope membrane protein 7
Exons: 1
Coding region: 350-628 (92 amino acids)
Source: RefSeq, a predicted model, not a curated record